Penicillium coprophilum is the source of this 816-nucleotide messenger RNA. RefSeq names its product Maltose/galactoside acetyltransferase. NCBI's taxonomy places the organism in Eukaryota, Fungi, Ascomycota, Eurotiomycetes, Eurotiales, Aspergillaceae. The record is from RefSeq and is a predicted model, not a curated record. The coding region runs from base 1 to 816 and encodes 271 amino acids. The transcript has a single exon.
AUGUCUCUGCCAGACGAUCCAUCAUCAUUCUUGUUAGACGACGAUGAGUCUACCAUGUCGCCAUCACCACCCCCAUCGCCACCAUCAAUUUUGCGUAUCCCCCUUGCUCUGAGACGCACUCGGGACGAAGCCUCAGCCAGCGGCGUCAUCCCCGGCCCAAUCAAUCCAUUGCCUAGGAUGAUACCCGUGUCAAUCGCGUAUAUGCUCUUCGCCACGCGAAUGGCGAUGAUCGAAAGCGUGGAGCACCGCAACCUAAGAAUCAGUGCACUAAACAUGGAGCUCCUGUUCCACUCAUGGUCCACAAAUCCUGUGGCGACUUACCUGAUGACAAACGGCCCCUUCCCGAUUGACCGCAUUCGCACCCUAUACGAGGCUUUCGGUCGAACUCUAUCUCCCGCACUGAGCAGCGUCCCUGAUGAGGUACGCAGUGACGAGGAUAUCGCCACGAUGCGUGACACACUAAUCUACGAGGCCGUACGUACCGAAACGGAUAUCACAGCUGUGCUUGACGCACUGACCUAUGACAUUGGCCUACGUUUCAUGGCAGAGGCAGUGCGAACGGCGCCACAAUCAGAGGAAAUUGCCGUGCAUAAUGAGCUUCUUAUGCAUUUUCGGAAUUCAACUCAACGACAGGCAGACAGCGAGACAUGGCAGCGUAUCUACAAUGAUUUCAUGAGAGCAUACAAUCGGCCUUUGAGGGCUGACACCACAGCCGCGCGGACCGUUCAACCGAGGACUCAGCCAACGACAGAUGAGCCAGCUACCGCUCAGAAUACUAAUGCAGAUGACGCCUCUGCAGCCAAUGAUGCCCAGUAA